Phragmites australis (common reed) is the source of this 3164-nucleotide messenger RNA. Its product is annotated as switch 2. The record is from RefSeq and is a predicted model, not a curated record. NCBI's taxonomy places the organism in Eukaryota, Viridiplantae, Streptophyta, Magnoliopsida, Poales, Poaceae. Gene Ontology annotation, molecular function: ATP-dependent chromatin remodeler activity; ATP binding. The transcript is spliced from 8 exons. The coding region runs from base 98 to 2713 and encodes 871 amino acids.
ACAAAAAAAUCAAUUUUCUCCCCUAAAUUGCCGCCUCCGUCUCAGGCCCAGUGGCCUUCCACCGCAAGAACCAGCCGGAGAACCACCACCUCCGUCCAUGUCCCUCCACCGCCUCAAGGGAACCCUCCACGCCUGCUCCUCCUCCUCCUCCCAACCACAAACCCAGCCCCGCUCGCCUCCUCCUCCUCUCCUUCGGUGGAGCCCCCCGAAGACGUCCCUCUCGCAGCAGCUCCUCCGCUUCGAGGGCGCCUCCUCCUCCUCCUCCUUCUCCUCCCUCCCCGCCCAGCCGCCGCCCGCUUCCAAACCCUCGACACAGAAGCCGCGGGAGGACACGGCUGGAGAGCCGCCGUCGGAGGACGACGACGAGGGCACUCGUCCCCUCUGCCGCCGCCGCCCGCCCCCGCCACCAGCGGCCGCCCUCGAGUCCCGCGGGCCAUACGAACCACUUGUGCUCUCGCCGUCCGGAGAGCACCCCGUUGUCCAGGUUCCCCCAUCUAUAAAUUGCAGGCUACUUGCGCAUCAGAGGGAUGGUGUGAGAUUCUUAUACAAUUUGUACAGAAACAACCAUGGUGGUGUGCUUGGAGAUGACAUGGGUUUGGGAAAGACGAUUCAAACUAUUGCAUUUUUGUCUUCUGUCAUCGGUAAAAGCAAUGGCUGUGGCGAGCAUUCAACUGACAAAAGAAAGAAGAGUGGUUCUGUACUCAUCCUCUGCCCCACUUCAGUGAUUCGGAACUGGGAAAAUGAAUUUUCUGAGUGGGCGGAAUUCUCUGUUUCUGUCUAUCAUGGUCCAGAUCGUGAUUUGGCCCUUGAAAAAAUCGAAGCUCAAGGACUGGAGGUACUCAUUACCAGUUUUGACACUUUUAGAAUUCAUGACAAGAUUUUAUGUGGCAUCUCAUGGGAACUUGUCGUUGUUGAUGAGGCACACCGUCUCAAGAAUGAAAAAUCGAAGUUAUACACAGCAUGCUUAGGAAUUACAACUCAAAAGCGGUUUGGUCUCACAGGAACUAUAAUGCAGAAUAAGAUCAUGGAGUUAUUUAAUCUGUUUGACUGGUUUGUGCCUGGUUGCUUGGGGGAUCGAGAACACUUUCGAGCAUAUUAUGACGAGCCUCUAAAACAUGGGCAGAGGCUAAGUGCUCCUGAGAGAUUUGUUCAAGUUGCUGAUACGCGCAAAAAGCACCUUGUUUCAGUUCUCAGGAAUUUUUUGUUGAGAAGGACAAAGGAGGAGACAAUUGGACAUCUUAUGCUUGGGAAAGAGGAUAAUAUUGUUUUCUGCAGAAUGAGUGAUGUUCAAAAGCGUGUUUAUAGAAGAAUGCUGCAACAACCUGACAUACAGAUACUUAUAAAUAAGGAUCUCCCUUGUAGCUGCGGAAGUCCUUUGACUCAGGUUGAAUGUUGCAAGAGAACUGAACCACAUGGUGUUAUCUGGUCUUAUCUCCACAGAGAGAACCCAGAAGGCUGUUCUCUAUGCCCAUUCUGCCUUGUUCUUCCUUGCCUGGUCAAGCUUCAACAGAUUAGUAACCAUCUGGAGCUGAUAAAGCCAAAUCAAAAGGAUGAGAUUGAAAAGAAGAAGAAAGAUGCUGAGCUUGCAGCUGCUGUCUUUGGUACAGAUAUUGACUUAGUUGGUGGUAGCUCUAAAAGUGAAAACUUCAUGGGUCUCAGUGAUGCAGAACACUGUGGAAAGAUGCGUGCAUUGGAAAGGCUUCUGUCACUGUGGACUCAGCAGGGUGACAAGAUUCUUCUUUUCAGUUAUUCUGUCAGGAUGAUUGACAUACUAGAGAAGUUUCUCAUAAGGAAGGGUUAUUGUUUUUCACGCUUUGAUGGAGCAACUCCCAUGAACGCACGCCAAUUGCUAGUUGAUGAGUUCAACAGAAGCCCUAGCAAACAGGUUUUUCUUAUAUCUACUCGGGCAGGUAAUUUAGGUGUAAACCUUGUCAGUGCUAACCGUGUGGUGAUAUUCGAUCCAAGUUGGAACCCUGCCCAAGACUUGCAAGCACAAGACAGAUCAUUUCGAUAUGGACAGAGACAGCAUGUUACAGUAUUUCGUCUACUUGGUGCUGGUUCCCUUGAAGAGCUUGUUUACUCUCGACAAAUAUAUAAACAACAGCUUUCCAACAUUGCAGUCUCAGGAAAAAUAGAGAAACGUUACUUUGAAGGUGUGCAGGAUGACAAGAAAUUUCAAGGUGAGCUCUUUGGGAUCUGCAAUCUGUUCCGUGACUUGUCUGAUAAGCUUUUUACUAGUGAGAUUAUUGAGAUGCAUGGAGAACAUGGUAAGAGUAAUACAGCUGAGGCAACAGGAAUUAGAGAAAUAGUCGAUAAUGAUCUAUUUGAUUCACAAGGGAAUAGAAAGUCUUCCACGGCAACGACAGAUACCGACGAUCAGAAAUUGGUUGAUUUUGGGAUCGUUUAUGCUCACCGCAAUGAGGAUGUUGUGAACAUGAGAACAAACGGAAGAAACAACUGUGCAAUAGAUGAGACUGUUCAGAGCUUCUCAGAGGAGCUGCAGAGUAAGCAUGAAACAAAGCGCAUUGUUACGGCAAAAGCUUAUUCAGUGAAGCAGAAAAGGAAGGAGUUCAGCCGUAUUGCAUCUUUCAUGGGUAUGAGUGAUCUCGAAUUUAGCAAGUGGUUGCUAUCAGCAUCACCUCUCCAGCGGUCUGAGGUACUGCAGAACUACAAGAGGAAAAAGAAGAUGAAGUAUCAUCACAAUCACAAAUGAUGCAGGCCCUCCGAUCUACUGCAGAGCUUCCACAUAGUAGUUAGGUUGCGUAGCAAGUUGUGCCGGUUAUGAGAAGUGAUGCAAGUGAAAUUGACACAUUAGUGGCUGAUAUUAGCAUCCCCGCUUGAGCUUGACUAGUUUUGGCCUGGGGGUCUCAGGAAAACCAGGGUCCUUUUCACCUGCUCUUGUCGGUCAGGUGAAAUCUAACCAGUCUUGUCAUAGUACUGCCUGUUCAGCUGUCUGAGCCUUUCUAUAGCGAAUGUUAUCGUGCAGGUGGCUUGCAAUAUUACCCUGACCUGUAUGGCUGUAUUAGUCUGGAAUCAUGUGGAUAGUGUAGUCUUCAAGUUUUAUUGAGCAUGCUUGUAGGCAUUUAUAGUUAUGUACAGCUAGGGACAUAUUUGCUUGUAACGAAGUGUGGAAAGCGUGUCUAAUUGUUUUCGUUGUUUUUUUC